UUCCGUUUUGUCUCCUUCCUGUGUGUUGAUCGGUCGUGCAUGAGAUGGAAGCCAUUUCCUAUCGCACUUUAUUAUCAUAGUUCACGUAAUAUUUGUGUUAAUGCACAACCAAAAAUUGGGUCUUAGCUUAAAUAAGGGCUUUCAGCGUCGCCUUGUAUUCAGAGAAAGGGAUAGUCUGUUUUCCGAUAUAUUCCCUCGGACAAAUUCGGCCCAAUUCGGUAGAGGCCGGAGAAAUGGAUGAGUCUGAAUCGGCAACGAAGGGACUCGGGUUGGAGGAGGCGUCCGAAAGUGCUGCCGUUGUGCCGGUAGUGGAGGGGGAGGGCUCGGAUACUGAAUCGGAGGCCGAAGUUGCUACGAUGACUGUAAUGGGUGAACCGGGAAAUAUCGAAAUCGGAGCCGAGUCCUUACCGAACGCAGACGAGGCAGAGACUGCGUUUGCAGAAGUGACCACUGUGACUGUGGGAGAUGUGCAGGCAGGAGGAGAGAGUGUCUUCACUACAUCCGUUGCCACGGCAGCAUCGAUCUCGGAGCAUGUUCUCGCUGGCAGGACCGCCCUGCAGAUCGGGGACGGCCUCAAUCCCCAGAAGGCCACCCUCAUCGUCGUCCACACCGACGGGAGCAUCGUGGACGCCACGGGGUUUAAGGCGACGGGCACGCCCAUCACUCCUGGUCCCCAGACGCCAUCCACCCCGAUGACCCCCGGGCACGAGAAGGACGGCUCCAAGUACAACUGGGACCCGUCCGUCUACGACAACGAGCUUCCCGUGCGCUGCCGAAACACCAGCGGAAUGCUGUACAAAAACAGACUCGGUUCAGGAGGGAAGGGGCGCUGCAUCAGGCACAAUAACAGCUGGUACACGCCCACGGAGUUCGAGUGCAUGUCCGGCAGGGCCAGCAGCAAGGACUGGAAGAGAAGCAUCCGCUACGCAGGACGCCCCCUGCAGUGCCUCAUACAGGAGCGGAUCCUGAACCCCCACGCGGCCUCCUGCACGUGUGCGGCCUGCUGCGACGACCUGCCUGUGUGCACCAAGGAUGGAGAGUCUUUCAGAGCGGACAACGUAAACAUGACCGGCCCGGUCAGACUGUUCGUCCCGUACAAGAGACGGAAGAAGGACAGCGAGCGCCCCGUCACCCCCGAAAAGAAGGAAGUCCAGGUCCAGUCUCCGAAAAACAUCACCCUGACCCCCGGAGCCACGUUCACAGUUAUGACGUCACUUCCUGUCCCUCCAGUCACAGUGACGCCGUCGGGGCAGAUCACGACCUCGGGCACGCUGACCUUCGACAGGACGCCCGUGGGCGACGCCACCGCCGUCAUCUCCGAGAGCCCGGCGCAGGCGGACGUCUUCGCUGGCACGGCGGUGACACUGACGUCCCUGCCGGCCCUGGCCAUGGCCCCCCAGGCUCUGCAGCCCAAGCCCGAGUCGGUGGGCGUGGCCAACGGGCUGGACGCCUCCGAGCAGCGCACCUGGGCGUACCUGGAGGAGACGGCCAACGCCCUGAUGAGCACCGUGCAGCAGCUCAAAGUGCUGAUCCAGCAGGCCAAGCAGGCCAGCCACGCCCACAGCAAAGGCCCCGCCCCCCGCAAGGACUCCUUCCAGGGUCAGAUGACCUUUCAACCCUCUGAUGACCCUGAUGGGAAACACACAGAGGUUAUCAUUAAGCAAAUGUGUGUGAACUGCGGCCGGGAGGCCAGCAGCGAGUGCACCGGCUGCCACAAGGUCAACUACUGCUCUGUCUUCUGCCAGAGGAAGGACUGGAGGGAUCACCAGCAUACCUGUUGCCAGCCAGGUGCUGUGGUCUCCAUGCAGGAGGAGGUGCAGGGUGGAGUGGUGGAGGUGGAGAAAGUCAAAGCCUAGCAGAUCUCUCUGUUUCCCGGGCAACAGAGACUCAGGGCCCCUCCCCGACACACACACACUCUCUCUAACACACACACACACACACUCAUGCACUCACACACACACACACUCAUGCACGCAUACACACACAGGCUCACGCACGCACGCAUACUCUCAUACACACAGACUCACACUCACACACAUAUGCACAGGCACGCACGCACACACACACACACACACACAUUUGCACACGCACACACAGAGUCUACAGGCUUGGCCUUCCUGCAGAUUGACGGACUGCUACCCUGACCUCACCUCCAGAGAUGAAAAAAAACAGCUUUUAAAUGCUCUGGGAUUUCAUUCAUGGCAACCAUCCGACAUCUGUUUAUUUUAGGUUUGAACUGGGGGGGGAGGGGGGGGGAGACGUCCUUCGGACCUGCUCUCACAACAGGAGACAAACUUCUUCAGCAUCUUUUUUUCUUUUUUUUGUGACUACCCAUCCGGAGGCAUGGAAUUAAAAUUGUGUUGAAUGACGUGCAGUGUUUGGCGGAUUUAUUUUGUGUCCGAGAGUCGAUUUGUGGAUUUAUUUUUAUUUAUUUUCUGGACGCCACGCUGAUGGUUUUAUUGUCUUUGAGGUAAAUAAUUUGAUUGAUUUUAUUAUUAUUAUUCUUUUUAUUAUUACUUUUUUUUUUCAGUCGGGGAUUUUUUUGAUGAGUUUUUCCUCCCCUCGCUCAGGGAUUAAACCCCCCCCCCGUGUGCGUCAGUGAUGUCGUUCAGUCCUGGACCGAGUCGCUCGGUCCACGCGGCGAGCGGCGUCGGGGAACGGCGAGUCUCGUCACGUUCCCGCGCUCGCAAUCAGCGCCCCCCCCGCAAAUCCCCGGGACUGCGACUCCGCCGGGGCGCAGACUCUGAUUAAGCACCGCGCGUCGCUGGGCCCGAGCAUCGGGCCGACGCCGCCAGCCAGCCGCCGCGCUCGCUAUCGAGCAUCCGCUUGGUUUGUGGCGGCGGCGGCGACGGCGACGGCGGCGGCGGCGGCGGGGGGGGGUCGAUUUUAUAAACACGGUCUUCUCGCUUCGGCAGAAACCCCCCCCCCCCACUUCUCCGGCUAUCUGACGGAAAAACACAUUUUUGGAAACCCCUUGUCCUGGCGCCUCCGGUCUUUAUGUUUCUGUGGUUUAAUUAAAUGUAUUUAUUUA
This is a messenger RNA of Anguilla rostrata (American eel), 3031 nucleotides long. RefSeq names its product DEAF1 transcription factor (gene deaf1). NCBI's taxonomy places the organism in Eukaryota, Metazoa, Chordata, Actinopteri, Anguilliformes, Anguillidae. Gene Ontology annotation, molecular function: DNA-binding transcription factor activity, RNA polymerase II-specific; DNA binding. The record is from RefSeq and is a predicted model, not a curated record. Gene Ontology annotation, biological process: regulation of transcription by RNA polymerase II. Bases 234 to 1856 code for a protein of 540 amino acids. The transcript is spliced from 13 exons. Gene Ontology annotation, cellular component: nucleus.